Hydatigera taeniaeformis is the source of this 507-nucleotide messenger RNA. NCBI's taxonomy places the organism in Eukaryota, Metazoa, Platyhelminthes, Cestoda, Cyclophyllidea, Taeniidae. The record is from the annotation of a GenBank genome assembly.
AUGCUGGAAUUCAUCGGCCAGCCAUACAAGGAGAGACGUUUUCAAGCCUCAGAAGUGGAACAGUGGUUUGCUAAUAAGAAAAAAUUGGGUUUCGACUUUCCAAACUUGCCCUACUUGAUUGAUGGUGAUAAAGUGAUUACCCAAUCUCACGUAAUCACCAUGUAUUUGGGCAAAAAACACGGAUUAGCCGGUGCUAAUGACGACGAUGUCAUAAAGAUUGCCAUUGCUGAAGGCGGCAUAAAGGACUUGCGUCAGGGCAUCUCUAAAAUCGCUCUUGCCUCCGACUACGAAAAUCUAAGACCCGGUUUCAUGCCCACGUUCUUCGAGGGACUUGAGACCAUCUCCAAGUAUAUGGGAAGCAAAAAUUUCCUUAUUGGUGAUAAGCUCUGCUAUGCCGACUUCGUUUUGUAUGAGAAUUUGGAUGUAUUCGAGAUUUUUGAACCGAAAUGCUUAGAAAAUUAUCCCAAUCUAAAACGCUUCAAGAAGGAAUUUGAGGUGAGCGGAUGA